AUUUAGAAGAAAGAAGCGAAAGAGAAAAAUGCAGAUCUUCGUGAAAACCCUAACGGGGAAGACAAUAACCCUCGAGGUUGAGUCCAGCGACACUAUUGACAAUGUGAAGGCCAAGAUCCAGGACAAGGAAGGGAUUCCUCCCGAUCAACAGCGACUUAUAUUUGCCGGGAAGCAGCUUGAAGAUGGCCGAACUCUUGCCGAUUACAAUAUCCAGAAAGAAUCAACACUGCAUCUUGUUCUGAGGCUUCGUGGUGGGAUCAUUGAGCCGUCGUUGAUGGCGUUGGCCAGAAAGUAUAACCAGGACAAAAUGAUAUGCCGCAAAUGUUAUGCACGCUUGCAUCCCCGGGCUGUCAACUGCAGGAAAAAGAAAUGUGGACACAGCAACCAGUUGAGGCCAAAGAAGAAGAUCAAGUAGAUGUAAUGGUGAAGGCUUCGGUAGGCAUGGUGGUAUCUCAGUGGACAUAUUACCCUGCUUCUAAAGGAAAUUUUAUC
Telopea speciosissima is the source of this 492-nucleotide messenger RNA. RefSeq names its product ubiquitin-60S ribosomal protein L40. Gene Ontology annotation, cellular component: nucleus; ribosome; cytoplasm. Gene Ontology annotation, molecular function: protein tag activity; ubiquitin protein ligase binding; structural constituent of ribosome. The coding region runs from base 29 to 415 and encodes 128 amino acids. Gene Ontology annotation, biological process: translation; modification-dependent protein catabolic process; protein ubiquitination. NCBI's taxonomy places the organism in Eukaryota, Viridiplantae, Streptophyta, Magnoliopsida, Proteales, Proteaceae. The transcript is spliced from 5 exons. The record is from RefSeq and is a predicted model, not a curated record.